GCGGCCAAAAUCCCAGGAUGGUUGCAUGGAAAAUUCUUUCACCUUUGUCCGGGGUGGGCGAUCUGAUUGACUUCCCGUGACUUGGAGGGUUGGCGGCGCUGCCCUUUAGGCUUGGGAGUUAGCCUGACCCCACUUACCCAGGCAUUCUUAGGUGCCACCGGCCGCCUAGAUCAACACAAUCUCCAAUCAUAACAGGCUUCGUGACAGGCUUCAGGUUCUCCAUCGGCCCCUAACAAUCCUAUCGCCAUCGCCAGUCUCUCGUAUCAGUUUCUGGUUAUCAAUGGGCUGAUGAGCUUCAAAACAUCACCUUGCAGCGACCGACUCUGUCGCUUUUAGCACUUCACACUACUUGCGACACCUUUUUUCCGCUCGAAUUUUCCUGCUCUUCCAUCUCAAUUCCAGUCUUAUAUCCUUGCAUAGGCGGUCUUUUGUUUUUCCACUGUUCCUUGCUCAUGAUGCCUAAGGCAUAGUCUAAUUUCUCACUGACAUCAUACCUCCAGCACCUGCUGGCUACCCAUCCUAUUGACCAACCUUGAAGCUACCCCCUGCACUCAACCCACCAUGUCGCAACGAAAUAAACAACCUCCUUCCAACUGGGACGCGUACGAACGUGGCCGAGCUGGUUCCUUUGGUUCUCUCGAGUCCGUCCCGGAAGGUGAACCACCUCUCCUCUCCACCUCCUCCCCACGAGACAUCUUCCACAGACCUUCCCAGGAUGGCGGCGCUCGUCUACGACGAAAGUCCUCCAUUGGCAAAAGAUUUGAUUCUCUCCGACAAAUGGGCGGUCCGAAUAGCAUUGACAACUUUGCAAAGUCACUUCAGCGCGCCGCGGGCUUCCGAGAAAUCACCCCCAUCCGCAGAGGUUCUGUCACCCUAGGUGAUCAGGACCCCGAAGCAGGUGAGGGCGAUGGAGAACAGAGUACAGCUGAGCCCAACAGGUCACUGUUGAGGCAACAACUACUUCAUUACGACAUGGGUAAUGACAACAGCUCAGCUAUUCAAGACGAGCAGCCCGAAGCAGAAGCCACCGAAUCGACAAGGCUUCUACCACAGCAAAGUCGUCAGACUCUAAAAUCGAUCAGUGGAUCUCUUGCUCCUGGUUCCUUCCGAGGAAGCCAAAGUCAGUUUGGCACCAGUCAUGGCAGUAUCUCCUCCAAACUCACCAUCACCGCUCGACAACGAGCCACUAUCUUGAUUAUGGAACAAGAAGAGGCUAGUCGGCGUGCCUUGGAAGACCCGGAUGAAGAGUUCAAAGACGAUCACCCACGAUUGAUUGAGCGAGAAGUCCGUCCAGAUGGUGAAGUGAUUGAACGGACCGUGGGAGAGUCGACUGUGCCUCAGACCAUCUUCAACUCCACCAACGUUCUCAUUGGCGUUGGCAUCUUGGCUCUUCCUUUGGGCAUUAGACAUGCGGGUUGGGUCAUUGGCAUUGGAUUCCUGACUAUUUCCGCUCUUGCCACUUCCUACACGGCCAAACUACUUGCCAAAUGUCUCGAUACCAACACCGGCUCGUCCACAUACGGCGACAUUGCGUUCCUAGCCUUUGACACGUGGGGUCGAAACCUGGUCGAGUCUCUCUUCAUCCUAGAAUUGACUGGUGCUAAUGUUGCCCUUGUGAUUCUUUUCGCUGACAGUAUGUCCUCGCUCUUUGCCGGCUUGGACAAUUUGACCUGGAAAUUUAUCAUUGCCCUGGGCUUGGUUCCUCUGAAUUUCGUUCCGUUCAAAUACUUGAGCUACACCAGUGUGAUUGGCAUUUUCUGUUGCUUGGGAAUUGUCGUCAUCAUCUUUGUCGACGGUCUCAUCAAACCUCGGACACCAGGUUCUCUGAGGGAAGUCGCGACGACGUAUGCGUUCCCUGAAAACUGGGCAUUGGUUCCUGUCAGCUUGGGGGUCAUCAUGGCGCCUUGGGGUGGACACAGUGUCUUCCCUGCCGUUUACAAGGACAUGCGACACCCGCAAAAGUAUGGUCGUGCUGUUCGGUACACCUACAUCUUUACCUAUGGACUCGAUCUUUCCAUGGCCGUUCUGGGCUAUCUGAUGUUUGGUGAGAAGACAAUGGACGAGGUAACUGGCAACAUCCUCCGCUCGACAGCAUACCCCGAAGCCCUCUCUCUGGUCUUGGUGAUCCUCAUUGCCAUCAUUCCCAUCACCAAAAUCCCCCUGACCAACCGGCCCAUCCAAGACACCGUCAACAAAAAAUUGUACAUUGACCUGCGUCAAAUGGACCACAAAGCAAGGGUCGCCAGUGAAGCAAGCUGGAAGCAUCGAUUAGCCCGUGGUGCCAUCUGCGUGGUGACCAAUCUGGUCCAGCUCGCAUUCGCCAUCUUCUUUCCUGAUUUUGACAGUCUGAUGGCAUUGCUGGGUUCCUUGUUUUGUUUCACCAUUUGCAUCAUCCUCCCUGUGGGCUUCUAUCUCAAGAUCUUUAGCGAGGAGGGCCAAGAGAUCAGCAAAUUUGAAAGAAUCGGUUGCUGGAUUCUCAUGUCGGUGUCGACUGCGUUGGCAAUUCUAGGAACAGUGUUUGCCAUCUUACCAAAAGACAAAACUGGUGCGUUGUAAAUGAAGUGAACAGAGCCAUCUCCUCAACCCAGCAUGGUUGUUUGUUUGUUCGACAUCAAAUACGAGCACUCGGUUGGUAUGGAACACAUAAAUUUACAUAUUAUCAAAGUGUACAUGAUCGAAAUCUAAUCGUACUCAAAUCCUAA
Molecule: messenger RNA, 2702 nt
Organism: Exophiala mesophila
Lineage: Eukaryota; Fungi; Ascomycota; Eurotiomycetes; Chaetothyriales; Herpotrichiellaceae
Exons: 1
Coding region: 562-2556 (664 amino acids)
Biological process (GO): amino acid transmembrane transport
Cellular component (GO): vacuolar membrane
Molecular function (GO): amino acid transmembrane transporter activity
Source: RefSeq, a predicted model, not a curated record